AUGCAUGCCCUUUAGCGGCUGUUGUCAUUAUGGCCUUAGCGGUCUCAGGGGCUAGUUGAAGUGAGCUGUAACACUUGAACAGAGAAAUAGCUGAAUGUCAAAGGGAAGUUACCUUAUCUCACUCUAAUUGAGAAUCGGAAGGACCAACCUGCGACGCUCUCACGUAACCUGACGAAAUCACCGCUGUUGAAACUAAGUCUUACAGUCAGCGCAAUUAUACCAAGAUGGACUAUGAUAACUGUAUUGUUUUGUUGGCAAAUAAUCAAUAAUAGAGGAUAUCAUCAUAUCAUUUCAAUGCAAUCCGGGUCACUUUCCUUAUUGUGGUUAACAACACUCUCUUAGAGGCCGAACGACGACAGGACAUAAGAAUCUGAGGAACGGCUGGGUGACCUGGAGAAUUCGGCUUGAGGACGCUCCCGGGCUGCUUGUCAAGUAUAAUCUUGGUGCUGAAUGAAACCCAUUUCGCGGAGAUAGGGUCGGGGUGAAUUCAGAGAAAGACGAUUGACUGUAAAGGUGUUCUUCGUCGAAUUUCAGUUGGAUGCUCGAGGUUGAAUGUAGAUGUUAGAGUAACACAACAUCUUCACCGACAGUAGUUAACGAGUUGUAAGGUUACGGAUAGCGAACCUGGAACAGUGCUUUCAAGACACUACCCCCAGCUAUGUAUAGUGAUUCUGUAGUUGGCUACAUCAGAUAAAGAAAGUUUGAUUUCAUGACAGAUCCGAUUCUCCUUUUCCACUAAAACCGCCUGCUAAAACAGGACUAACUAAAAAUUAAACAAGACUGCAUAACACAAACCAAACACUUCAUUCCAAGAGACGAAGGAAGACUAAACUACAGUCUGUUCACGCGAAUCACAGAAAAACCAUAUUUGGCCCAACCGAAGACGCUUAUCUAGUUAGGAUUACCAUUACAUUCCAUUUUCUUUGGUGAAUGUCACUUGCCGAGACUUUUCAGGUGGACACAUAAGGAUGACAGCUGCAGCACCGGCGGCCACAAUGCCAUUUCCUACCACACUAGCCUAUCCGGUGUCGGCGACACAGCUGGUCUCACCGACAACCAGUGUUUCCAAAUCGUGCUGCGAAGGAGGCAGACCAAUAAUGACCGAUCCAGCCACCGGACAGACCGUGUGUUCAUGUCAGUACACCCCAAGCCUUCUCAGCUACCCACGAGUUGCGGGCCUACCAGAGGGCGUCUACGGCCAGGCAGGUUAUGGUGCUACACAAGCGUACGUUCCGUUUGGAGGCGAUCCGUCCACUUUUUACACAUCACUUAGUUCAGGAUACGGUCUAAAGGAGAAUGGUGAGACCUGGCGCAGUGUUUAUCAACCAGUGGCGUGUUACCCAUACGAUUCGGCGAUGGCUGCAGCUUAUCCAUACGCGGGUUACAGUGCAAUGGACUUGAAUGGUGCGAGACGAAAGAACGCCACUCGAGAGAGCACUAGCACUUUGAAGGCGUGGUUACAGGAGCACAUAAAGAACCCCUACCCCACCAAGGGAGAAAAGAUUAUGCUCGCCAUUAUUACAAAGAUGACAUUAACACAGGUUUCAACGUGGUUUGCGAAUGCCCGACGGCGGUUAAAGAAAGAGAAUAAAAUGACGUGGUCCCCCCGGAACAGAUGUGAUGAUGACGAUGACGAUGAUGAUGAUGAACAUAGGGUGGAUAGCGAUAUUGACCCGAGUGAUGAGGAUGGGCAAAAGCAUAUGGAAUCAGACUCGCGAGCGUCGCCAAUAAUCACAGUCGUCAACGAGAAACCGGAAGUGAUACCAUCCACAUCCGCAACAGCCAUGACAAGCCACGAACACCUACUGAUUCAUUCCAAACUAAAUCAAAAAACGCCAAAUCAAAUCGCACAUUCCAAAGACAUUGAUGACAAGGAAAAAUCAAAGGAACAAACAGACUCUAGUGAUCGGAACCUUGAUACGAAAAAGGAUGUGACGAAACCCCGUAUAUGGUCACUUGCCCACACGGCUACUUCGAAUAGCCCGCCGCCGGGCCGCCGGUCGCCAAAGAUUCGACCCUCGCACUUUCAUCCUUUGGGCGUACCCGUCAGUUCAUUUGGACAGUUUAGUGCUGCCAGUUUACCUUAUUUCACUUCUGUGAAAUAUGGGGGAUGGACUUUACCGUACUCUAUGCCUUACGGGCUAGCGCAGGGUCACAAACAGUUGCCAGUCAUUGCCACGCCUCAUGUUCACCCACUGGACAAGUUACGAGUCGAAAAAGAAGAAUCAGUGCCAAAAGACUUGUCAAUGGAUAGAUCAAGCGACAGCAGUAAAAAUACAGUCAGGAACGGGGCAGAAGAUACCAGCCGGUUGUGGAAAACUGAAGAUCACCCACGGAGGUAAAGCUUUGACCAAGAGUGGACGACCAAAUCUCAUCAUUGGAAACAGGGUUUCAUGAAAAGACGCUGGAACGUACUGCCUCGGAAGGGAGGUCGAAAUGGGAUUAAAAAUAACCCUCUAUGGAAGGCUGAAUGAAUUUCCAAUGUAACAGCGGACCGCAUAUGGAUGACGAAAUGUGGAUGGUAAAUCGAUGCCUUACAGUACUUGGUAUUAGUACUUCCACUACAACGGCGGACUUUCAUGAGCGUUAAAACAGUCUAAAAUGUUUAUACGAACACAUUUCAAGGAAUUGUUAUUAUCAAAAUUGAAAGAGCGUUCAUGCAAACUAUUCGCGUUUUUCACACAGACAUAUUUGGGGGAAAAAGAUGCGAAAGGGUUGGGGUUGUAAUCCGGCUGUAUAAUGUAUGUGUCAGCCAAUGAGCCAGACCGACAUACUGUUACGUUGUUAUUGCACCAAUCAUAGUGUUCCUCGAAAAAACAGAGGUAUUCAUGUGGAGCUGUUCUGCUAACUGGAGUGAUAAAACAUUCUACGGGUUAAUUUUUGGUAUUUGGUAUUCUUGCUCCAACCGAUUUUAUUGAUCAGGGCCAAGUUUGGCGAUAUGUCCUACACUUCAGCCCAGUAUCUUUACGCCAAAUUUUUAACGCCAAGUUAGAGUUAACGCCAGGUUAGCAGCUUACUUGUUUUGAACAACCCAGGCAAUGCGGAUUAGGGCGGCGUAUGAUGACAAAAUAACAAACCUUUGAUGCAGAUUUACAAGUGCGACAGCUAGUUGAAUGAGGCAAGUUCUCAUUUAGUGCACUUUAUACUAAAUAACAAAAAUGCAUUUCUUCAUACGCACCUUGUGUCUGGUGGUGAAGUUUUUUGGUCCAUGUAAAUUUGCAUAUAUUAAUUAUCCUCAUAAUUAUGUUGUUUACUGAAGUAAAUGUAUGUAUACUGCCCUGAUUGACGAUAAUGUCACUUAGAAAUGAUAAAUGAAAUAUACUAAUUAUUGAAAAUUG
This is a messenger RNA of Lineus longissimus, 3338 nucleotides long. RefSeq names its product homeobox protein caupolican-like. The transcript has 8 exons. Gene Ontology annotation, cellular component: nucleus. The record is from RefSeq and is a predicted model, not a curated record. The coding region runs from base 969 to 2342 and encodes 457 amino acids. Gene Ontology annotation, molecular function: RNA polymerase II cis-regulatory region sequence-specific DNA binding; DNA-binding transcription factor activity, RNA polymerase II-specific. NCBI's taxonomy places the organism in Eukaryota, Metazoa, Nemertea, Pilidiophora, Heteronemertea, Lineidae. Gene Ontology annotation, biological process: cell development; neuron differentiation; regulation of transcription by RNA polymerase II.